AGGGGCGUGGCUUAUUCCUCUCAUGCAGACAGAGAAAAAAAAAAGCUGUGACAUCUUGUCCACAACAGACUCAGAACUGUGGACAACAGUAAAAGAAAACUCUCUGAACUACAGAACUUCCUGCACAACAAACAGGUUUGGGGCCCUGCGAAAACAACAUUAGGGGAAGGUCCCUAAAUUCUUCGAUCUGAUUAUAACUGCCUUGGACCAGCUGCCAGUGUUUGCGUACGAUUGCAGAGAUUUCAUGGAAGAAAUAAUUGUAGGUAGUAAUAAAAGUUAAAAUGGAUAGAGUUAAUCUUAUUCAAGUGAUCCUAAAUACAUGUAAUAUAGCUUUCAAUGAAAACGACACGUUCGUUCGGCAGUUCUGUAAUCCAAGAAGUCGAAGUUUACUCACAAAGUUUCAUAUUAUAGAAAAUACAUCAAUAACUUUAUACGUCAUCAUUUUUGCUCUUGGGAUUAUCGGUAAUGGAUUGGUCAUCUGGAUUGCCGGAUUCAGGAUGAAGAAGACGAUCAGUGCCACCUGGUUCCUCAACCUGGCCAUUGCAGACUUCCUAUGCUGUUUUUCUCUUAUUCUGAGAAUUCUAGAUAUUUCAUUAGAUGACGGUAUUUCUUGCGUAUCAAAUACUAUUCUUUUCCUUCUAAACAUGAGCGCCAGUGUUCUUCUCCUGACGGCCAUGAGUAUUGACCGCUGUGUAUCCGUCAUGUGGCCAUUUUGGGCUAAAAUUCAUAGGACAUGUAAACUAGUGAGGAUCAGUGCGGCCAUCAUCUGGGUGUUGAGUGUUCUCUGGACUGUUUUCGUGUUCAUGUAUUAUAUUUGUAAUGAUAUGGACCCUACAGAAUGGUGUGUCUCUCUAUGGAGGGUUAUGUAUCAUGUUCACUAUGAUACAUAUCGGACCAUUCAGCUGAUCCGGUUAUUUAUAAUGUUUGUGAUCCCUUUUCUCAUCAUCUUGAUCAGUUAUGUCAUCAUUUACUUCAAACUUAAAAACACUAAGAGAUCCCGGAGAUCCCAGAGGCCGUACAGGAUCAUCACCGCCAUAAUAUUGUGUUUCUUUCUCUGCUGGUUCCCAUAUUAUAUCUGGCCACUGACUCCCAUGUAUUCUGAAAUGAGCCAUAGAGCCUUUAUUUUUGAUAUUAUUGUUGUUAAUCUCGCUUGUUUUAACAGUUGUAUCAAUCCAAUUAUUUAUGUAUUUAUGAGUCAAGACAUUAAACCUGGAUUCUUUAGAUCUAUCCCCUCCAGGAUAAAUGAAGCCUUAAAUGACCAACCCAAUGACCUGAGCAGAGAAGGAGAGAAUGAUCAUCAUGGUUAACACUGUA
Hyla sarda is the source of this 1314-nucleotide messenger RNA. Its product is annotated as C3a anaphylatoxin chemotactic receptor-like. Gene Ontology annotation, molecular function: complement receptor activity; N-formyl peptide receptor activity. Gene Ontology annotation, biological process: positive regulation of cytosolic calcium ion concentration; phospholipase C-activating G protein-coupled receptor signaling pathway; inflammatory response. The coding region runs from base 282 to 1307 and encodes 341 amino acids. NCBI's taxonomy places the organism in Eukaryota, Metazoa, Chordata, Amphibia, Anura, Hylidae. The record is from RefSeq and is a predicted model, not a curated record. The transcript has 4 exons. Gene Ontology annotation, cellular component: plasma membrane.